Molecule: messenger RNA, 612 nt
Organism: Magallana angulata
Lineage: Eukaryota; Metazoa; Mollusca; Bivalvia; Ostreida; Ostreidae
Exons: 3
Coding region: 1-612 (203 amino acids)
Source: RefSeq, a predicted model, not a curated record
AUGUCAGGGGCAUACACAGGGGUAUACAGUGGCUUACAGGGGAUGACAGGGGCUUACAGUGGCAGACAGGGGUUGUGUACAGGGGCGCACAGUGGAUGCCAGGUUAACGUUGCCCUCAACAAACCAGCAUACCAGCAGUACCCAAAGGAUGAAGGUGAGGACAUAUUUGAUGCCAGUAACGCUGUGGACGGACGUAAAUCUGACCUGAGCUUUUACGGUGGUCAAUGCGCUAUAUCAGAUGACGAUAGACAAACCGCCACCUGGUGGGUGAACCUGACAAGCAUUCACCCCAUCCAUCACAUCACCAUAUAUUUUGUGACGAACAACUUAGAUUAUGUGUAUCGGACGUACAUAGCAGACAAUUUACUUGGAUUCUCUGUGUAUGUCUCCAAUACCACGGAUAGAUCACAGGGAACGUUGUGUUUCAAGGACGACAACUUCACUAGAAACACAAUACCUCCUGUCUUCACAACAAACUGUUAUGUCCAUGGACAAUAUGUCAUCUACUCCAACGAGAGACUACCAGGAGUUGUCUACCCUGUUGGUUAUGAUAGUUAUGUAGGGAGUAACCUCUGUGAAGUAGAGGUGUAUGGUGAGCUUAUUUAUUCUUAA